Opisthorchis viverrini is the source of this 763-nucleotide messenger RNA. RefSeq lists its product as hypothetical. Gene Ontology annotation, molecular function: calcium ion binding. The transcript has 4 exons. Lineage: Eukaryota; Metazoa; Platyhelminthes; Trematoda; Opisthorchiida; Opisthorchiidae. The annotation marks the transcript as partial. The record is from RefSeq and is a predicted model, not a curated record.
CCGCACCCGGGUCAUACAUCCCAGUGCCGAACGCGUUUCUGUUGGAUCGAAGUUGGAUACGGGGGCUGACCGACCAAGCCUGUCUGGUUUUUACUCGGCUAGACAGAUUUCAAACGGCGAAAUAGCAAGCUUGCCCGAACGCUUGGGUCCUCUCUUGUUCGUGUACCAUAGACUGAAGAAGGACAUUAUGGGUGCUAUUCUCCCGACGAAAUCAUUACCGAAAGGGGAAGUUAAGAAACUCGUACAGAAAACUCAUUUCAGUGAACACCAAAUUAAGAAAUGGUAUAAGGAAUUCAUAAAAGACUGUCCAUCCGGCCUACUCAAUCGUGCUACGUUCCUCAGCAUGUACACACAGUUCUUCCCUGAUGGCAAAGCUCGCCCAUUCUAUGAGCAUUUGUUUCGCACUUUCGACCAAGAUGGAAGUGGUAACAUUGAUUUUACAGAGUUUCUCACCGCUAUAAGCAUUACUCAAAGUGGCGAUCCUGAGGAGAAACUAGAUCUUGCCUUUCAGUUAUACGACAUUGACCGAAACGGGACGAUAGAAGAAUCCGAAAUGACUCAAAUUAUCACAGCUAUUCAUCUCAUGGUUGGUGAGGUGGAUACGCGCGACAACAAUCCAGGUGAACGUACUCGGGCAAUCUUCCAGAAGAUGGACGCAAAUUCGGAUAAACUUUUAACUAAAGAAGAGUUUAUCAAGGGCUGCCUAAGCGACGAACAUCUUUAUCGGUUACUUGCGCAGUCGGAAGAUAAAAAGUCCACUUAA